AACCGUCAAAAAACUUUAUUGAUUCGACACGCGAGGUGGAAGUGAGCGUUGUGAUCUUUAAGGAGAACGUGAGGCUGCUGUUAUGGCGGACCCGGCUGCACAAACCUCCGCGCAGCCCCGGCUUCAUCAAGCCCAGACUAGCGGGUCGGCAGGUUCCACCUCGAAUCCCGUAGCCGGGAGCAGUGACCCAGCCCGACCGGGCCUGAGUCAACAACAGUGGUCCAGCCAGAAGAAAGCGCAAGUCCGUGCGUUUCCUAGGGCGAAGAAGCUGGAGAAACUCGGAGUGUUUUCUUCCUGCAAGGCUAAUGAUUCUUGCAAGUGCAAUGGGUGGAAGAACCCUAAUCCACCCACCGCCGCUCGUAUGGAGCUCCAGCAGAAUGCGGCCAGUCUGACAGAGGUCUGUCGAAGCUGUGGCCACUCUUUGGCGGAACACGUGUCUCAUCUAGAGAACGUGUCUGAAGAGGAGAUCAACAGGUUGUUGGGGAUGGUGGUGGACGUGGAGAAUCUUUUCAUGUCCGUUCAUAAAGAAGAAGACACGGACACCAAGCAAGUCUACUUUUAUUUGUUUAAGUUGCUGAGGAAGUGUAUCCUGCAGAUGGGGAAGCCAGUGGUAGAAGGAUCUCUUGGUAGUCCUCCUUUUGAAAAACCCAACAUAGAACAGGGGGUGUUGAACUUUGUUCAGUAUAAAUUUAGUCAUUUGGCUCCUAAAGAGAGACAGACUAUGUAUGAGCUCAGUAAGAUGUUUCUGCUCUGUCUGAACUACUGGAAGCUGGAGACGCCGUCACAGUUCCGUCAGAGAGCUCAGAAAGAGGAUGCCGCCGCUUACAAAGUGGAUUACACCAGGUGGCUGUGUUACUGUCAUGUUCCUCAGAGUAAUGACAGUUUGCCGCGGUAUGAGACGUGUCAGGUGUUCGGACGUAGUCUGCUCAAGUCCAUCUUCACCAUCACAAGAAGACAGUUACUGGAGAAAUUCAGAGUGGAGAAAGACAAGCUGCCACCAGAGAAGCGCACCCUGAUCCUCACACACUUCCCCAAGUUUCUCUCUAUGUUGGAAGAAGAGAUCUAUGGGGAGAAUUCACCUAUUUGGGAGGCUGAUUUCACCAUGCCGGCAUCAGAGGGGACGCAGCUGGGCCAUCAGACUGUGCUCAGUCCUGUGGCAGUGUCUGGUUCUCCUCUCAGUAAGUGCACCAGUGGUUCUGCUCUUGCUGGGUCUGGUUUGGACUCGACCUCCUCUGAACCCAUAACAGGAGAGAAGCGCAAGCUUCCAGAAGCUUUGACUCUGGAGGAUGCCAAGCGGAUCCGAGUGAUGGGCGACAUUCCCAUGGAGCUGGUCAAUGAAGUCAUGAAGACCAUAACAGACCCCGCUGCAAUGCUGGGACCAGAGACCAGUCUUUUGUCAGCCAACGCAGCUCGUGAUGAGACGGCCCGUCUGGAGGAGAGGCGAGGCAUCAUUGAGUUCCAUGUCAUUGGUAACUCUCUCUCUCAGAAGUCCAAUAAGAAGAUUCUUAUGUGGCUCGUGGGCCUUCAGAAUGUUUUCUCACACCAACUUCCCCGCAUGCCCAAAGAGUACAUCACGCGACUUGUAUUUGACCCAAAGCACAAGACUUUGGCUCUGAUUAAAGAUGGCCGUGUGAUCGGAGGCGUCUGCUUCAGGAUGUUCCCCACUCAGGGAUUCACAGAGAUUGUCUUCUGCGCGGUCACUUCAAAUGAGCAGGUCAAGGGCUAUGGCACACACUUGAUGAAUCAUCUUAAGGAGUAUCACAUUAAACAUGGCAUCCUGUACUUUCUCACCUAUGCUGAUGAAUACGCCAUCGGUUACUUCAAGAAACAGGGAUUCUCCAAAGACAUCAAAGUGCCGAAGACCCGUUACCUCGGUUACAUCAAAGACUACGAGGGAGCCACGCUGAUGGAGUGCGAGCUCAAUCCCAGAAUUCCCUACACAGAACUCUCUCACAUCAUAAAGAGGCAGAAAGAAAUCAUCAAGAAACUAAUUGAGAGGAAACAGAAUCAAAUCAGGAAGGUUUAUCCGGGACUCACCUGCUUUAAAGAAGGAGUGCGACAGAUUCCUGUGGAAAGUAUUCCUGGCAUCAGAGAGACUGGUUGGAAACCCAGUGCUAAGGAGAAAAGUAAAGAACUGAAAGAUCCAGACCUUCUCUACAAUAUGCUGAAGAAUCUACUUGCACAGAUUAAAACACAUCCUGAUGCAUGGCCCUUCAUGGAGCCUGUGAAGAAAUCUGAAGCCCCCGACUAUUACGAGGUCAUUCGCUUUCCCAUUGACCUGAAAACCAUGACUGAGCGUCUAAAGAACCGAUAUUAUGUGACGAAAAAGCUGUUUAUCGCCGACCUGCAGAGAGUGAUCACAAACUGCAGAGAGUACAACCCUCCAGACAGCGAGUACUGCAAGUGUGCCAACACGCUGGAGAAAUUUUUCUACUUCAAACUGAAGGAAGCGGGGCUUAUUGAGAAGUGACAGGCCUCCGAUCCAACAAUAAUGGACCAGUUAGGAACAGUAGAGAAUUUUACACACGCACGGACACGCUUAUAAACAAUUUUUCACACCUUUACAAAUCCAAACCUGUUCAAAUGUGCUGCUUUCAAUUUCGGUUUCCUUUUUAAUCGUUGAUGUUCUUUCCCUACAGUAACGUUUUAAAACUCAAGGUUACGUUAUCAUGUGUGGUGGUUGCAGUGCCAAUGCUUUGAGGGAAAAUGGAAACUGAAAAUGUGUUCGAUGUGGGUGUUACACUGAGGAAGAAGUGACUGUAGCCAGUUUUCCUCAAAAACAAAUGACUCAUGCACAUCACGAGUUUUGUAUGGAUUCCUUGCAUAACAGGUUUCGCUUCGCACAACUCUCCUAACCUGAGAUGCUGCAGCCAAAAACGGACGAGAUUUGGCUUUUGAUGAUGUCACAGUUGACAUGUCACUGUGAUGCCACCAUUCUCAGCCAAAGCUCUUUAUUCGAAAAGCCGGUUUGUCAUCAUACAGGAUGUGCCUAUUCAAUACAUGUCUGAAAACAUGAGGACAAUAUUUAGUUAAACCUUAAGUUUCUUUCAUCGUUGAAGUGGAAGCUCCAGCUUUUUUGGGGGAGAAUGACAAAAUGUUUCUUGCUGAAGUGUUUUAUAGCUCAUUCCGUGACGGAUGGCUUUUAAGUAAAAUUUGUACUUUAUUCCCCUUGGCAGUUACUUCUGUCUGCCAGUUUGUAAGUGACGUUGAUGAAGUGUUCAUCUUUGUUUGCAAAACAUAUUUUUCUUAUUUGAGAAUUUGCUGUGUCUUGACCGCAGGCGUAAACAUCCGUUGAUGUUUUCUGUGGUUGUGAAUUUAUAAAGGUGUUUUUCUUAGAUUUAAAAUUCAGUGUCAUUUAUGUAACCAGCGAACAUCCCACCUGGGACCAACAAACUCGUUCCAAUUCACUUAAAGCUUUCUCAGGCAUUAUGAAGCAAAGUCACGCAAUUCAAUAUUGAUUUACCCACAAUCCAUAAUCACGGUAAUAUUACAGACAUAUAUACAGUAUCUGCUACUAUACCUGACAUACUCAGAGGGGACAAUUACACAAACCUUUAUGUUGAACUGUAGUAUUUUCCAGUACUGCUGUUCAUGCAGAUGACCGCCAGUUUUGUUUUGGCCACAUACUUGGACCAAGACUUGGAGAAACUGCUACAAUGUUGUAUUGUUGUACUAUCAGGGUUCUUGAUUUUUGGUUGCUUUGUUUCAUGUUCACUGUAUACUGUGGGACACUGAAACCCCUCAUUUGGGGACAGGCAGGCGUGCGUGAGUUAAUGUGGUUACAUAAAUGCAUGUAAACUACUUUGUUUCUAUAGUUCCGUUUUUUUUUUUUUGGAAAUAAACGUUUUUAUUUAUAUCUG
Messenger RNA from Triplophysa dalaica, 3860 nucleotides. RefSeq names its product K(lysine) acetyltransferase 2A (gene kat2a). The coding region runs from base 83 to 2470 and encodes 795 amino acids. The transcript has 18 exons. The record is from RefSeq and is a predicted model, not a curated record. NCBI's taxonomy places the organism in Eukaryota, Metazoa, Chordata, Actinopteri, Cypriniformes, Nemacheilidae. Gene Ontology annotation, biological process: chromatin remodeling; positive regulation of transcription by RNA polymerase II. Gene Ontology annotation, cellular component: nucleus; histone acetyltransferase complex. Gene Ontology annotation, molecular function: histone H3 acetyltransferase activity; protein binding.